AGUUGAGAGUACACGAUGAGCCCAAGAGAGGAAGGGGAUGACUGAGCAAGAAGAAUAAAUCUUCUGAUUAGUUAGAGUUCAGAACAGGACAGUACGUUCACUUCUUUACAGAUUUCAAUGAAACCGUCAUUUAUCAAAGGAUUUGUAGGGAUGGUUAAUUAGCUGAAUAACUUGUAGUCACAUAGCCUAUAUAAUCAUCACUAUGUACCUGCAGAGUCCCACACGAUUUUAUAUGCAUUAAAGUUAGUUGUAAUGUUAAGGUUGAAAUCAAAUUCAUUUUUAUCACAACUUUUACAUGAUCUGUGGUUGACGCAUAGGAUUUAUGUGAAUGAACCUAAAAACAGUUUUCUUUACUUGAUGCCAUUCGCAUAUAAAUGUUGCAUAGACUGGAUUAAGCAGUGGCAAAGUGAGGACGUUUUGACGUGAGACUUGUGUGAAUGUGGAGCAUCCGCUUUAGAGGCAAGCAGUGAGAGAAUGGUUUGGUUAUAGUUCUUUUACACCCUUGCUUUCAAUGUCAUUUCUCCCUGAGCCGGUGUCUGCUUGGGGCUCGGAGGCUGUCUUUAACAGCAACAGUGUCACUGUGUUGUAGAUGAGAGAGAGAAAUAAACAACCUCUCCACGGAAAUGUGACCUAGUGCGGCUUCAGGUUCAAAAUGUGAAUAAACCUAUGUACCGUGGGACGUUCCACUGCUUCCAAUCAAUCAUACGCCAGGAGUCGAUGCUGGGUCUGUACAAAGGUAUUGGCUCUCCAAUGAUGGGUUUGACCUUCAUCAAUGCUAUAGUUUUUGGUGUCCAGGGAAACACAAUGCGCAUGCUUGGCCGUGAUACACCUCUCAACCAGUUCUUGGCUGGAGCCUCUGCUGGAGCCAUCCAGUGUGUCAUUUGCUGUCCAAUGGAGCUGGCCAAGACACGUAUGCAAAUGCAAGGAACUGGAGAGAAGAAGUCUAAGAGGAAAAUGUACAAGAACUCCUUGGACUGUCUGGUGAGAAUCUACAAUAAGGAGGGGAUCAGAGGGAUCAAUCGUGGUAUGGUUACCACCCUGGUGCGCGAGACGCCGGGUUUUGGCGUGUACUUCCUUGCGUAUGAUGUGCUGACACGCUCCCUGGGUUGUGAGCCAGAAGACCCCUACAUGAUCCCCAAGCUGCUGUUUGCUGGUGGCAUGUCAGGCAUAGCUUCCUGGCUGUCCACCUAUCCCGUGGAUGUGAUCAAGUCACGUCUGCAAGCGGAUGGGGUCGGCGGCGUUUACCAGUAUAAUGGUAUCAUGGACUGUGUCAGGCAGAGCAUACAAAAGGAGGGGUGGAGAGUGUUCACUCGUGGACUUACGUCCACUUUGCUCCGUGCAUUCCCAGUGAAUGCCACCACAUUUGCCACUGUGACUUUGUUCUUAAUGUACAUGCGCGAGGGUGGAGAGUGUAGCAUUCCAGACUCUGAGCCGCCGUCUGUCCAACUGCAGCCUCUGCAAACGCAGACACAGCCGACCAGCAUGUAAGCUGGCGUGCAACAGUGAGUGUUGUUAAUUUUUAAGCAAACCUAUCUGUAGACAGUUUGUACACAGGUCAAGGAUCUGUUAAUUAGUGUCCACAAUCACAGAGGAGAGCUAUGUUUUGGGUAAGCAUCUGUCCAUAAAGCUUAAACCAAGUGGUCUCACAUAGUAUUUAAAUAAUAUAUAUUUUAAGAGAAAAUCUGCAAUUGUAAAUAUGUUCUCUUUGCUUUUGUACAUAUUUUGCUUUUUUAAGCAAAUUGAAAUAAACUUGACAGUUACAAGAGUUACUGUAACAUACAGUGACUGUUACAGAUGUCCCGAAAAUGUUGAACACGUUGAUCCUAAUGAUGCCGUUUUCAUCCUAUAAUAUUACACAAGCCUAAACACACAGCACGGCGUUUGGUAUAUUUGUGAAUCGGUGCUGUUUAUACUGUUACUUUCUACCAUUAGUUAAAUGAAGAUGAUUUUUAGGGUAAUUUUUAAUAGUCAAAAAUUAUCCUGUUUAGCAUCACGUGAACACUGUUUUGUAGCAUCUUGUGUAAACUGUUACAAGCAAAUUUUCAUGUUCAUUAAUGCUUCAUGUAGCUUGAACUGGAUUAGGCAGAAAUUUUAAAAGGUAAAUAAAAUAAAAAGUCACAACGCACUUUUUUUUUUUUUAACCUGAAGAUCUCCCCUCUCUGCCCAAAGUCACUAGACAAACAUUGGCUUGCACACAUGCCUUGAAAUGUGCACAUAAGACGAGCUGUGAUUUCGGGCUCUAGCUACUACGACUACUGAGCCACUGAUAAUCGCUAACAGAGGGUUAAACUGUCGCUUGUACUGAAUGACCAUUGCUGUAUUGUUCAGCCAAGAAAAA
Messenger RNA from Maylandia zebra (zebra mbuna), 2338 nucleotides. RefSeq names its product solute carrier family 25 member 29-like (gene slc25a29l). The record is from RefSeq and is a predicted model, not a curated record. NCBI's taxonomy places the organism in Eukaryota, Metazoa, Chordata, Actinopteri, Cichliformes, Cichlidae. Gene Ontology annotation, cellular component: mitochondrion. Gene Ontology annotation, molecular function: high-affinity L-arginine transmembrane transporter activity. Gene Ontology annotation, biological process: mitochondrial L-ornithine transmembrane transport.